AUGCGUGUAUGCAGCCAAGCACGCAAUCGAGAGCUUGCGGCAUGUCUCACCCUAGGGGAUAAUCAACAAUGGGCGAUGGCCUGUCUCCCCAGUAUUUGGCAGACUACUACUACGACUUCGUACAAGUACGGAUGUGGCGACAGCCGCUGA
This is a messenger RNA of Trichoderma gamsii, 150 nucleotides long. RefSeq lists its product as hypothetical. The transcript is spliced from 2 exons. The record is from RefSeq and is a predicted model, not a curated record. Lineage: Eukaryota; Fungi; Ascomycota; Sordariomycetes; Hypocreales; Hypocreaceae. Bases 1 to 150 code for a protein of 49 amino acids.